Molecule: messenger RNA, 3401 nt
Organism: Hibiscus syriacus
Lineage: Eukaryota; Viridiplantae; Streptophyta; Magnoliopsida; Malvales; Malvaceae
Product: filament-like plant protein 4
Exons: 5
Coding region: 38-3313 (1091 amino acids)
Source: RefSeq, a predicted model, not a curated record
AAUCUUCUUGAUCUAGGAAAUAAAGGGGAUUUAAGUGAUGGAUCGCCAUUGGCCUUGGAAGAAAAAAUCAUCUGAUAAAACUAAUAAGGCUGCUUCUGCUGUCGUAGCUGCUGCUGUUGUGGUGGAUGAGGCUGCUGCCAAUUUGGCUUCAGCAACACCUAUAGGCGAUGAGGAUGCCCACAAAAAACCAAAGUACGUUCAAAUUUCUGUUGAAUUGUAUUCACAUCUCACCGGUUUGGAGAAUCAAGUGAAAACAUACGAGGAACAAGUUCAGUCAUUGGAGGAAGAGAUUAAGGACUUGAAUGAAAAGCUCGAUGCGGCCAAUACAGAGAUUUCUGCCAAGGAAGACCUGGUGAAUCAGCACACUAAAGUUGCUGAAGAAGCUAUCUCAGGGUGGGAAAAGGCUGAAGCCGAGGCCUUGGCAUUGAAAAAUCACUCGGAAUCGGUCACGCUUUUGAAGCUCACUGCUGAAGAUAGGGCAUCACAUUUGGAUGGUGCUCUUAAAGAAUGCAUGCGGCAAAUCCGAAAUCUGAAGGAAGAACAUGAGCAGAAGUUGCAAGAUGUGGUAGUUAGCAAAAACAAGCAAUGUGAAAAGAUUAAGCUUGAGCUUGAAGCUAAGUUAGCUAAUUUAGACCAAGAGCUCCUCAAGGCCGAAGCUGAAAACACUGCAAUUUCAAGGUCUUUGCAAGAAUGUUCUAACAUGCUGAUCAAGAUUAGUGAAGAAAAAUCACAAGCUGAGGCUCAGAUCGAGCGUCUGAAGGGUAGCAUUGAUUCAUGUGAAAGGGAAAUUAAUUCGCUGAAGUAUGAACUCCAUGUUGUUUCCAAAGAGAUAGAUAUCCGUAACGAAGAAAAGAACAUGAGCAUGAGGACUGCAGAAUCAGCUAACAAGCAGCAUAUGGAGGGUGUCAAAAAGAUAGCAAAGCUAGAAGCAGAAUGCCAAAGAUUGCGCGGCCUUGUGCGGAAAAAGUUGCCAGGUCCAGCUGCACUCGCCCAAAUGAAGCUAGAGGUUGAGAGUUUAGGACGUGAUUAUGGAGAUACACGAUUAAAGAGAUCUCCUUUCCGGCCUUCCACUCCACACAUGUCCCCUGUGAGCGACUUUUCUCUUGACAAUGUGCAGAGAUUCCAUAAAGAGAACGAGUUUCUGACCGAACAUUUAUUUGCAAUGGAAGAAGAAACAAAGAUGCUGAAAGAAGCUUUGGCAAAGCGUAACAGUGAACUACUAGCUUCCAGGAGUCUGUGUGCUAAGACAUCCAGCAAGCUUCAGAGUUUAGAAGCACAACUUGCCGUCAGCAACCAACAAAGAAGUCACUCGAAAGCAAUUGUUCAGAUUCCUGCAGAAGUUUACCCGAGUCAAAAUGCUAGCACUCCACCAAGUGUUACUUCUGUAUCUGAAGAUGGAAACGAUGACGACAGAAGUUGUGCCGAAUCAUGGGCAACAGCUUUAGUCUCCGAGCUUCCUCAAUUCAAAAAGGAAAAGAGUACCUACAAAACUGAAAAUUCAAAGCAGUUGGACCUUAUGGAUGACUUUCUUGAGAUGGAGAAGUUGGCUUGUUCUUCAAUUGACACAACUGCACUUGGUGCUGUCAGCAUUUCAGGCUGCAAUGAUAAUAAGAUAAUUGAAACCAUUAAUGGUGGUGCUUCUGAAAAGCAGCAUGAUCUAUCUCCCUCAGAAAAUCAUGUAUUGUCUAAAAUGGAUUCGUCCGUAGUGUAUCCUGAAUCUGAUGCAGACAAAUUGCUGGUUAUGAAGCUUCGAACAAGGCUUUCUAUGGUGCUUGAAUCAAUAUCUAAUGAUGCUGAUCUGCAGAAAAUUCUGGAGGAGAUCAAAUGCGUUGUGCAAGAUAUAAAUGGCAGCCUGAGCCAGCACUCUGUAAAUAGUGUCUCUGACAAAUCACACGGUUCUGAUGGCACAUGCAAUGGGCAAGUUUAUCCUGAAGAUGGUAGCUUGACUGCAGAGAAGGAAAUUGCUCUCUCUCCAGGUGACAAGUUAACUUCAGAAAGUGUGCAAACUUUAAGUCAAGAAUUAUCAGCUGCGAUAUCUCAGAUUCAUGACUUUGUAUUGUUCCUGGGAGAUGAAGCAAGGGCAGUUGAUGAUAUAUCUUUUGAUGGCAAUGAACUAAGCCAAAAAAUCAGUGAGUUCUCUGUCACCUACAAUAAGGCCUUAUUCAGCAAUAUAAGUUUGGAAGAUUUUGUUUUCAAUCUUUCUUCUGUUUUAGAAAAGGCCAGUGAACUAAGGUUCAAUGUCCUUGGCUUCAAGGGUAAUGAAGUGGAAAUAAGUAGUCCUGAUUGCAUAGAUAAGGUGGCUUUACCAGAAAAUAAAGUUACUCAAAAAGGUUCAUCGGGAGGAAUAUAUCAAAACAGCUGUGCCCAUAUUUCAAGUCCAACUUCCAAUCCGGAGGUUCCCAAUGAUGGACACCUGAUCUCAGAUUUUGAAUCGAAAACAUUGAGCAAAUUCUCAUCGGAAGAGUUCAAGGAUUUGAAGUUGGAGAAAGAAAGCUUGGUAAUGGAUUUUUCUCAAUGUACUGAAAACCUGGAGAUGACCAAGUCUAAAUUACAUGAAACAGAACUGCUUCUAACAGAAGCUAAAUCUCAAUUGGUGUCUGCUCAGAAAUCAAACAGCUUGGCCGAGACACAGCUGAAAUGCAUGGCGGAGUCUUAUAGAUCACUUGAAACUCGGGCAGAGGAGUUAGAUACUGAGGUGAACCUUCUCCGUGCAAAAAUAGAUACUCUUGAAAAUGAGCUUCAAGAUGAAAAGAAAAGCCAACAUGAUGCUUUGGCCAAAUGCAAGGAACUUGAAGAGCAUCUGCAAAGGAAUGAGAACUGUUCUGCCUGUUCUUCAGCAGCAGAUGCCGACAUCAAGAGCAAGCAGGAGAACGAGUUAGCAGAUGCAGCUAAGAAACUAGCCGAGUGUCAAGAAACCAUAUUCCUUCUUGGCAAGCAAUUGAAUUCUCUCCGUUCUCAGACAGAAAGGAAGGGAUACAACGAGAGGACCCCAAAUGUCGAAGGUUUCUGCGAGGAUGAAACCACUACCAGCAACGUGAACUUGCAUGAUUUAAAUCAGGCAGAGAUAGACACUGCUGGUUCCGGCAAUGCAAGCAGGUCGGGUCCAGAGUCGCCCAUGGAGUCAUCAUUUAACACGCCAUGCAGCCCUUCUGAAACUGAAGCAAACCUUUUGAGAUCACCGGUCAACUCAUACAAUUCAAAUCUCCGGUCUACUAUAUCGAGUUCCUCAUCUUGCUCUUCCACGCCAAUACCGGAGAAACAAUCUCGAGGCAUUAGCAGAUUCUUUUCCUCCAAAGGGAAGAAUGGUCAUUAAGUGGCCUCUAGACAUACUAAUAAGUGGAGGAACCAAAGUUUGGAAACCCCAUAUUCGUUAUUGUGAAGUGAUCGGUGAUUUUGUAAGU